Messenger RNA from Drosophila innubila, 1385 nucleotides. RefSeq names its product actin, indirect flight muscle. The coding region runs from base 117 to 1247 and encodes 376 amino acids. NCBI's taxonomy places the organism in Eukaryota, Metazoa, Arthropoda, Insecta, Diptera, Drosophilidae. Gene Ontology annotation, biological process: mitotic cytokinesis. The transcript is spliced from 3 exons. The record is from RefSeq and is a predicted model, not a curated record.
GACCCUUGGCGAUUGCUGUGCCAUUUGUUGUUGAGUCUGGACGCCAACAAGAAUCGAACGUGCGAUUUAUUUUCACCACAUCCUUUCGUUGGCCUAAAAGAUAAACAACUGUCAAAAUGUGUGACGAUGAUGCGGGUGCAUUAGUUAUCGACAACGGUUCGGGCAUGUGCAAAGCCGGCUUUGCUGGUGAUGACGCCCCCCGUGCUGUCUUCCCAUCGAUUGUGGGUCGUCCACGCCACCAGGGUGUGAUGGUGGGUAUGGGUCAGAAGGAUUCGUACGUUGGUGAUGAGGCUCAGAGCAAGCGUGGUAUUCUCACGCUCAAAUAUCCAAUUGAGCAUGGCAUUAUCACCAACUGGGAUGAUAUGGAGAAGAUCUGGCAUCACACCUUCUACAAUGAGUUGCGUGUGGCUCCCGAGGAGCAUCCAGUAUUAUUGACAGAGGCGCCACUCAAUCCCAAGGCCAAUCGCGAGAAGAUGACCCAGAUCAUGUUCGAGACCUUCAACUCGCCGGCCAUGUAUGUGGCCAUCCAGGCUGUGCUCUCACUGUAUGCUUCUGGCCGUACCACCGGUAUUGUGUUGGACUCUGGUGAUGGUGUCUCCCACACUGUGCCCAUCUAUGAGGGCUUCGCUCUGCCCCAUGCCAUUCUGCGUCUGGAUUUGGCCGGUCGCGAUUUGACCGAUUACCUGAUGAAGAUCCUCACCGAACGUGGCUACUCUUUCACCACCACCGCUGAGCGUGAAAUUGUGCGUGACAUCAAGGAGAAAUUGUGCUAUGUCGCCCUGGACUUUGAGCAGGAAAUGGCCACCGCUGCUGCCUCCACAUCCCUGGAGAAGUCCUAUGAGUUGCCCGAUGGUCAAGUCAUCACCAUUGGCAACGAGCGUUUCCGCUGCCCAGAAGCUCUCUUCCAGCCCUCGUUCCUGGGCAUGGAAUCCUCUGGCAUCCACGAGACUGUCUACAACUCGAUCAUGAAGUGCGAUGUUGAUAUCCGUAAGGAUCUGUAUGCCAACUCUGUGCUGUCCGGCGGUACCACCAUGUAUCCAGGUAUUGCUGAUCGUAUGCAGAAGGAAAUCACUGCCCUGGCUCCAUCGACCAUCAAGAUCAAGAUCAUUGCGCCACCUGAGAGAAAGUACUCCGUAUGGAUUGGUGGCUCCAUCUUGGCCUCUCUGUCCACCUUCCAGCAGAUGUGGAUCUCCAAGCAGGAAUACGAUGAGUCCGGUCCCGGUAUUGUGCACCGCAAGUGCUUUUAAAUCUUUCCCCCGUUGCGAAAGAUCAACAAAGACAACAACCAACCUAGCAAUGUCACAAACCACCACAAACACCAACACAUACUCCAAUACCUACACCAACAGAAGCGAGCUUUUCAACAACGUGAGCACGCUGCACAU